Messenger RNA from Amphibalanus amphitrite, 3121 nucleotides. RefSeq names its product probable Xaa-Pro aminopeptidase P. The transcript has 17 exons. The coding region runs from base 194 to 2212 and encodes 672 amino acids. Gene Ontology annotation, molecular function: metalloaminopeptidase activity. The record is from RefSeq and is a predicted model, not a curated record. Lineage: Eukaryota; Metazoa; Arthropoda; Thecostraca; Balanomorpha; Balanidae.
CAGUCGCCCAGUGACUGUCGAGGCGCGAGGAUAGGUUGGACAGGCGGCCAGCUCAGCCCUGAGCGGGUCCAGUGAACUGUUAGGGCCGCGACCAGUCGGCCAGUUGGCCCCGUGUGCUACUAACCGGCCGAGGUCACCAGCGCCGUACGGCCAGUGGUUGUGAGGCAGCUGUGGUGAGCACGGUCGGGCUGAGAUGGCACGAGCGAGGUGGACCGGACCGCCUCUGCUGGCUGGACUGUUCGUGGUGCUGACAGUUCUGGAUGCGAUCUCCGGAGCCCCUGUCACCCGUCCGGACUGUCAGGAUGGACCGUCGGCACCUCCCAACAGAGUUGAUACGUCUGAACGGCUACAGAGACUCCGGGAGGUGAUGGCGGACUCGCGGUACAACAUCGACGCCUACAUCGUGCCGAUGGACGACGAGCACCAGUCCGAGUAUGUGUCUCCCCACGACGCCCGCAUCGGCUUCAUCAGCGGCUUCAGUGGCUCGGCAGGACUGGCCAUUGUGACGAAGGACAAGGCGGCCCUGUGGACGGACGGCCGCUAUUUCCUGCAGGCCGAACAGGAGAUGGACUGCAACUGGGAGCUGAUGAGGAACGGAACUGAACCCAAGCCGCCUUCGGAGGUGCAGUGGCUGACCUCGGAGCUAUCUCGGGGCAGCUCUGUGGGUGCCGACCCGCGACUUCUCGCUGCCAAGGACUGGCUCUACAUCGACAGCCAGCUCAGAGCGGAAGGGAUGCAGAUGAAGCUGGCCUACGAAAACCUGAUUGACCUCAUCUGGACGGAAGGGCGCCCGCCUCUAUCAGAUGAGCCGAUUGUAGUUCACAAUCUGACAUACGCCGGUAAGACCUGGGAGAGCAAAGUGGAGGAGGCGCGGGACUACAUGCGGGAGGAGAAGGUGGAGGUAUUGCUCGUCUCGGCACUGGACGAGGUCGCCUGGCUCUUCAACCUGCGCGGAAACGACAUCCCACACACACCCGUUUUCAAGGCGUAUGCAGUGAUUGACUCCGACAGCGUCCAUCUGUGGGUAGACCCCGACAAACUGACGGACGAAGUGAGACAGCACCUCAGAGCUCCCGGAUGUCAGAUCGGGGAUAUGUGUGUCACGUUGCAUUUUUAUCAAGAAGUGCUUCACAACUUUGGAACCUACAUCCGGCAGAAGUGGAAGGGAAAGAUUCUUCUCCCUGACGAAUCGACUUUUAUUGAUAGUGUUAGCUUUUCUUUUUACAACCAGGUUCCAGCCUCAAGGUUGGUGUUUGUCGAGUCUCCGAUUGUGCGCAUGAAAGGAAGGAAAAAUGAAGUCGAGAUUGCGGGGAUGAAAGCUGCCAACAAGCGCGACAGCGUAGCUCUCUGCGAAUUUCUGGCCUUCAUGGAAGAGGAGAUUCACGCUGGCAAAGAGUGGGACGAAAUAUCCGCUGCCGAAAAACUCAAGGAAUUCCGCGCUGAGCAGACGCUGUUCCGCGGGAUUAGCUUCGAGACCAUCUCAGCCUUCGGAAGCAACGGUGCCGUCAUCCACUACGCGCCGAGUAACGCCACCAAGCUCCCCAUAGACACCAGCUCCACCUACCUGCUCGACUCCGGAGGUCAGUACCUGGACGGUACCACAGAUGUGACCCGCACCAUGCACUACGGACAGCCGACCGAGUUUCAGAAGGAGGCCUACACCCGCGUCCUGAUGGGAGUUAUUGACCUGGCCACAACAGUGGUCAAUAGAAAGAUCACUGAUACACAGCUGGAGAUUGUGGCUCGCGAGCCACUGUUCAGAGCUGGGCUGAGCUACCGACACGGCUCCGGACACGGUAUCGGAUCCUAUCUCGGCAUCCACGAAGGUCCCAUUAAUAUUUCUUUCAGGAACAAAUUGCCUCAUGUUUUUGAGCUAGGACAGUUCCUGUCUCAUGAGCCUGGGUUCUACAAAGAUGGGAGCUUUGGCAUUCGUCUAGAAAAUAUAGUGUUGGUAAAGAACGCCGAAACUAAGCACAAUUUUGACGGGCCUUACAUGACAUUCGAGCCGGUCACCCUGGUGCCGUUUGAGCGCGAUCUCAUUGAGCCAGAUUUGAUGACCGUGGACCAGGUGCAGUGGCUGAAUGAGUACCACCAGCUGGUAGAGCAAGAGAUGGGCGCCGUCCUGCGACAGGGGAAUCGGCAGAGGGCUCUGCGCUGGCUCACAGCCCGCAUCGCUCCGAUAAAGCCGGCGAAUAUGACGCCAUCUGCCUGACUCGGGAAAAUGACUUUCAGCUAGCAGCACUGCCGCUGCUAAUUACCUGGAGUCUCAGCUGAUAAUAAUACUCUGCGUUCUGCUGUUUAUUUUGAGGCUUGUGUUUUAUUGUGUCGCCUCAACUUCAUAUUUGUAGAACGCCAUUUGUUGCUAACGAUGAAUUCUUUUGUUUGUGAACUCGGUCAUUUUAUGAACUAAGGGGUUAACAUUUAUUCGAGGCUGUGUCUUUUAAUUUUGAUUCGAAUCAUCCCUAACCUUUCACAUCCGUCCGUCGUUUCCAUCCUCAGGACUUUCAAAUCCUCCUUCUCCACGCCGCAGCCCUCGGUCUGGGCUGGAUAGGCAACUUUAUCUCAUGCGGGCUGCUCCCUUGGAGCGGCUCCGCUGCUCCCAAGGGAGCACACCCCUAGCCGGGUGCAGUAAGUACUUGGGGACUUGGGGGUGGGGGGGGGGGGCUGGUCGGCCUGUCCUUUGGGACGGACUCAGCCCCGGUGACUUACUAGGAUGCCUGCCCAGGCCAAUGUCUCCUCCCUCUUAAUUCCUAUCAUCCUUCCGGCUCUGAAAUGGUCUUGCCAGACCGAAAGGGCCUAACCCAACGAAAAAAAAACCUUACCUUUAGCUCUUUGUGAUAUUUACUUUACUUUGUUUAUCCAACUGUACUGGCGAGCAGUGUGUUUUUACGAACUCAAUCAUCUUAGUAUAGAAUAUGCCUGUAAGUUUUAUGAAAUAACGUUUUCUGUAAUAUACUGUUACUACGAAAUGCGAAGUCUUUAGAUGUGGACGCAUUCUCAACAUCGAUCGCUCAUCGAACUUUCCAAAGCAUGAUUUAGCCUUGAGCAACGAUGAGUAGGGUUCACUCAGUUACUACGCGAAUAUCGAUAUAAUUUUCAGUGUGUAUUGGUCCCAAGUCAC